Rhincodon typus (whale shark) is the source of this 833-nucleotide messenger RNA. Its product is annotated as phospholipid-transporting ATPase IF-like. Lineage: Eukaryota; Metazoa; Chordata; Chondrichthyes; Orectolobiformes; Rhincodontidae. Gene Ontology annotation, cellular component: recycling endosome; plasma membrane; trans-Golgi network. The annotation marks the transcript as partial. The transcript is spliced from 6 exons. The record is from RefSeq and is a predicted model, not a curated record. Gene Ontology annotation, molecular function: ATPase-coupled intramembrane lipid carrier activity; ATP binding; ATP hydrolysis activity. Gene Ontology annotation, biological process: phospholipid translocation.
UCCCUCUUUUCCCCCCAACAAUCGCGCCCCCCCAACACACAAAAAGAGAACCCUCGGCGGAAGUGAGAUAACAUCAUGGCGAUGUUGCUUCCGGUGCCGUGUAUGCUAAUGAUGUGGAUGAGGUUGGCCCGGGACUGAGCUGUUACCGACUGGCUCCCGGACAUCGAACCCGGCGUUAAAUCAUCACCGAGUCCUGGGAGACCGAGCCCGAGCCCGAGCCCGUCACCGAUCGGGGUGGACGUUAUCAGCCAAGAAGGAGGUGGCUGCCUUACCGGAGCACCAUGAUCCGCUGGAUACGGCAGCAGCUGGGAUUUGACCCACCGCACCAGAGUCCCACAAGGACAAUUUAUGUUUCAAAUCAUUUCCCCCAAUACGAGAGUUUUGUUCAUCAGAAGUUUCCAGACAAUAGGAUGAUAUCAUCAAAGUACACAGUAUGGAAUUUUAUCCCAAAAAAUUUAUUUGAACAAUUCCGAAGAAUAGCUAACUUCUACUUUCUUGUAAUUUUUCUUGUGCAACUGAUGAUAGACACUCCUACCAGCCCGUACACCAGUGGACUGCCAUUGUUUUUUGUAAUUACGGUAACUGCCAUUAAACAGGGUUAUGAAGAUUGGUUGCGGCAUAAAGCAGAUAAUGAAGUUAAUAAUACUCCAGUGUAUGUGAUUCGAAGUGGCGGCCUUGUCCAAACAAGAUCACAAAACAUAAGAGUUGGUGACAUUGUCAGAAUAGAAAAAGAUCAAACGUUUCCCACAGAUUUAGUGCUGCUGUCAACCGAUCGAGAGGAUGGGACGUGUUACGUCACUACUGCCAGUCUGGAUGGAGAAACAAAUCUGAAG